Messenger RNA from Dracunculus medinensis (Guinea worm), 2796 nucleotides. The record is from the annotation of a GenBank genome assembly. NCBI's taxonomy places the organism in Eukaryota, Metazoa, Nematoda, Chromadorea, Rhabditida, Dracunculidae.
AAAUUCCAUCUAAUUAUCCAUUCGAAAAAAAAUUUCAUUUUUCGAUUAUUGCAAAAUAUCGCAUUUCUACUCGAAUUGAUCACAAGUAUACCGCUUAUAAUUACGAUUUUCGUGCCGAAAUUGCGAGAAAUUUAUGUUCCAAUAUUUCUUAAUUGUUGGUUAGCAAAAAAUGCUCUUCAAGCAAUAUUAAACGACCUGAAUCGUGUCUCUUCAGUUGCACAAUCGGCAUUAUUCCGACAAAUAAUCAUACUUUUAUCUACUUUAAUUUGUUUAAUAUUUACGGGUACGUGCGGCAUCGAACACCUUCAACGAGGCGGUGACCGUCAAUUUGAUCUCUUCACUUCAUUUUACUUUGUCAUUGUUACAUUCUCUACCGUCGGAUAUGGAGAUUGGUACCCUGAUACAUGGAUGAGCCGAUUAUAUGUUAUAAUUCUAAUAUGUGUAGCCUUUGCAGUUUUGCCUUCUCAGAUUGAAUCUUUGGGUCAAACAUGGUUACAGCGAAAAAAAGCUGGCGGCGAAUAUACUGAGGGAUGGGGAAGCCAUGAAAAGCACGUUGUGAUUACUAUACCUUACUUAGAAGCAGAAUUUAUUCGUGACUUUCUUACUGAAUUUUAUGCUCAUACUGAACAUCAGGACUUCAUGGUCAUAUUAUUGUCGCCUUGUGAAAUGGACGAUCAAAUGCGUAUGCUUCUCAAAAUUCCAAUGUGGGCAUCUCGCGUUCUUUAUUUAAGAGGAUCAGCUCUUAAAGAUGAGGAUCUGGAACGGGUCAGGAUGGUUUCGGCAGAAGCGUGCUUUAUUUUAUCAGCAAGGCAUAUAAAUGCGAAAGUGCGAGCGGAUGAGCAUACAAUCUUGAGAUCAUGGGCGGUGAAAGAUUUUGCACCUCAUGUGCCGCAAUAUAUCCAAAUAUUCAGGCCAGAAGCAAAGAUGCACAUCGAGCAUGCUGAAGUGGUAGUGUGUGAAGAUGAAUUUAAAUUUGCACUCCUAGCAAACAACUGCAUUUGCCCGGCUAUUUCUACAUUUAUCACUCUUCUUCUACAUACUUCGCGUGGCGAAGAGGGACAAAAAUCAAGCGAACCAUGGCAUCAGGUUUAUGGAUUUCAUUCGGGUAAUGAAAUUUAUCAUAUCAAAAUUGCUGAUAGUAAAUUUUUUGGUGAAUAUAUUGGAAAAUCAUUUACUUACGCAGCUUUCAAUGCUCAUAAAAUAUAUGGCGUUACACUUGUUGCUAUAAAACCUAAUGGAUAUAAUGAACACAUACGAUUAAAUCCAGGUCAUGGUUACACUCUCCGUGCAAUGGACAUUGCUUAUUACAUAGCUCUCACUAAUGAGGAAAAUUUAUUUAAUUUUAGGAAACAUGUGAUUGACCAAAGAAGGAAGGCGAAUGUGGCUACAACGAUUGCUAAAAUAGUAUUUAAGGAAUUGUAUAGCAGAAAACCAAGUAUUGCUGUUGUGGAGGAUAAUAAAAUUGAAAGCGAAUCUGAAGAUGAAGAGAGUGAUUGUUCAGAAUGCGUAGGAACAUGCAUAACAGAAAUGAUUACAAAAACUUAUCCACCAGUUACCUCAUAUAUUGGCACUGGUUUCACAGUAUGCCAUAUGAUGAAAAAUAAAAGGCCAAUUUGCUGUUUAGAAAUUGCCUGCAAACAUUGCCAUUUUCGCACUGCCAAUGAAUAUAAUUGGUCAAAUCCAGCAAUUAUUGUCGCAGCAGAUCGAACUAGUUCCGGUCUCUACAAUUUUAUUGUACCGCAUAGAGCUUAUUAUCGGCCAGUUCAUCAGUUACAACCCAUUAUUUUGCUUCUUGAACUAGAGGAGAAUAAUAAGCCAAAUCCUGUAUUUUUGGACGUAAUUGCGUGGUUCCCACUUGUUUAUUGGAUGCAAGGAAAAAUUUCUAGUUUAGAUAAUCUGCUUAAGGCAGGUGUCUGUUUGGCUGAUAGUGUCGUUGUUACAAAAGAAGGCGCUACUUCUGUCGAGGAACAUCUCGCCGAUUGUGCUACUAUUGUUACCGUACAAAAAAUUCAUCGGAUGUUCCCUAAUAUUCGUAUGAUAACUGAAUUAACCCAUUCAUCAAAUAUGCGAUUCAUGCAAUUCAAUGCGGACGAUGAAUAUGCUCUACAGCAAUCGAAAUUCGAGAAGAAAGAGCGUAAACGAGGAUCGAAUAUGUCUUUCAUGUUUCGUUUGCCAUUUGCACAAGGAAGCGUAUUUUCGGCGAAUAUGCUUGAUCGGUUAAUUUACCAAUCAUUCGUCAAAGAUUUUGUUGUUGAUUUCGUACGAUUGCUUCUUGGCAUUGAUCAAUCUGACGGUUCAGGCUAUUUAACAAGUGUAAGUAUAACAGAAGAAGAUUUAUGGAUAAGAACAUAUGGUCGCCUUUAUCAAAAACUUGCGAGUUCGGUUGCUGAUAUCCCAAUUGGUAUUUACCGUACCAAACAAAUGGAUUCAAAUACAGUUCGUUGUUUUCAGAUUUCUUUUAGUAAUAUUUCAUUAAAAAAAUAUCCCAUAUCAAAUAUCAUUUGUACCAAUAUUAUAUUUCAAAAUUUAGAGUAUGGCGAACGACGAAGUACCAUUUCCUAUGUCAUAAUUAAUCCCAACUUUGAUACUGAACUCGAAACUGGCGACAUUAUUUACGUUCUUCGAGCUCCCAUAUCUGAGGAUGCGGGAAGUAAACGUACAAAUCCACGCCGAGGUUUACAUCGUUCAAAAUUAAGCCCAACCAUCGAUAGCAGCAUUUCGCACAAUCACUUCAAAAUAGAGACCGAAUUGACGUUUGAGUACAAUUUUAAUCUAUUUUUUACAAAUUUCCCUUAA